CAUUUAGUUUCUUUUUAUUUUCCCAAUAGAGUUGCUUGGCAAUGUUUUCUUUAAUGUUUUUUCCUGUUUAUUUUCCAGAGGUUCUUUUGCGCAUGGAUUGCGUGGGUAUCUGCGGGUCGGAUGUUCACUACUGGCAGAGUGGUGCCUGCGGACCAUUCUUAGUAAAGGAACCCAUGAUCAUGGGCCAUGAAGCGAGCGGAGUCGUAGCUAAGUUAGGUGCAAAGGUGAAGAGUCUUAAGGUGGGUGACCGCGUAGCUAUCGAGCCCGGCGUGCCGUGCCGAUACUGCGAGUUCUGCAAGACUGGCCGCUACCACCUCUGUCCUGACAUCAUAUUCUGUGCCACGCCGCCCUGCCACGGCAACCUGGUGCGGUACUACAAACAUGCUGCCGACUUCUGCUACAAACUCCCGGACCACGUGUCUAUGGAGGAAGGCGCGCUGCUGGAGCCGCUUUCGGUGGCGGUGCACGCGUGCCGGCGCGGUGGCGUCACCGCGGGGGACAACGUGCUGGUGCUGGGCGCGGGGCCAAUAGGCUUGCUCCUCAUGCUCACCGCUAAAGCGAUGGGCGCCAAUAAAGUACUCAUCACAGACAUCCUGGAAUCCCGGCUGGAAUUCGCCAAGAAGCUUGGCGCGGAUUCUACGUUGCUAGUGUGCCGUGAGGACAAUGAAGCGGGUCUAGUGGCGCGCGUACACGCGCUGCUGGGCGCGCACCCCGACGUCUCCUUCGAUGCUAGCGGCGCCAACGCCUCCGUGCGACUCUGUCUUCUGGCAACGAAAUCGGGCGGUGUGGCGGUGCUGGUGGGGAUGGGUGCUCCCGAGCAGACGGUACCUCUCGCCGCCGCGCUCACCAGGGAGGUAGACGUGCGCGGCAUAUUCCGAUACGUCAACGAAUACCCCAUUGCGCUGAACAUGGUAGCUAACGGUCACAUCAACGUGAAGCCUCUGGUGACGCACCACUUCGACAUUGAGCAGACACUGGAGGCGUACGAAACCAUGCUUCGGGGAGAUGGCAUCAAGGUCAUGAUACACGUGCAGCCAAGGGACGCUAACAAUCCUGUCAAGUUUUAGGACAAAGCGUUUGGAUAUACUCCUCGCUACCUGUGAUGCUCAGCGCUGGAAACACUGGAACGACGCCAAAAAAAUCACAACAAAUAAAAGAUAAAUUUAGGCCGAUGAGAGUGUAAUUUUGCUAAAAGAAACACCUUAUGUACUGUUAGUGUCAGAAUUCUGUACUAUUGAUUCAUGUC
Messenger RNA from Diatraea saccharalis (sugarcane borer), 1246 nucleotides. Lineage: Eukaryota; Metazoa; Arthropoda; Insecta; Lepidoptera; Crambidae. The record is from the annotation of a GenBank genome assembly.